UCAGUUUGACUAAAUGUUGAACCAAUGUCGCAGAGACAAACCAAGGACAUUUAAUGUUAAUAAGCAGGACAUCUGGGUUCUGAAAAUUCACUGGACACAAAAAGGACCUAGUAUUUGAAUGAUGCUACAAGUUUAUUGGUCAAACAUCUCCAAAAUGCCAGAUGAAUGAAACAGAAAACAAUAAGCAACAAAGAGCUUCAAGAGCCAGCAGCUGGAUAAUUGUUUUUCGGUUUGAUCCACGAAGUAACUCAUGGAUUCAGGUUGCUGGCAUGCUGGAAAGACGCACACGGUUUCACGUGGAUACAAUUUUAGACCGCAUUAUUUCUGUGGCAGGGGGCACACUGCUAGGGAACCUCACUAAUACAGUAGAGGAAUACAAAUGUGAAAAGAACAAAUGGGAGUUUGUAACACCCUUCCCUGUGGCAGUGGCGGACCACACUGGGGCUGUGCACAAAGGCAUUCUCUAUAUUUCAGGUGGAUUCUCAGCAGGAAAAGCUCUAAAUGAUCUGUACAGUUAUAUCCCAAGACUGCAGCGAUGGAUCAUUAACCAACCCAUGACAUUUGCCCGGUGUGACCAUGGAAUGGCUACCAUUGGAGACAAAAUAUUUUGUGUAGGGGGAAGAGCUUUGAACUCAUCAAAUGAAUGGCUUCAUGUAAAUGAAACUGAGUAUUACAUCCCAGCAGCUGAUCAGUGGACAACACUUAAGGUAUCGCCCUUUGACUGCUGUCAAUUUAGCACUUGUGUGCACAAUUCCAAACUCUACAUCACCGGUGGGGGUUCUCUGUGUCAAAUGGCCAAAAAGGACAGCAUUUUUAUUUAUGAUCCAGAAGCCAGAAAAUGGGAGAGAGCAGGUGCAUUACCUCUGCCGUUGAUGGAUCAUGUUGCAUGCACAGUUAAACUCUCUGGGCAGAUUUUACAUAAGUUAAAACGUGAGAUGUGUGUCCAUCCUCUUCUUGGGACAAAAAAGACUUCCACUCUCAAUCUAUUUGUUACUGAUUAGUCUAGUAUUAUACUUACAACAUGGGCACAUAUGAAUGUAAUUCAAAAAAUGAAAUUGUAUGGCAAGGGUAAAAAUGUUAAAAUACAAAUCAGAUUGACAUUAGGUCAUUGAACAUUUGUGGAAAGGCUAAAUAUGUAUUGAAUUUACCUUGUUAAAAGGCAUUUCCUGAAAAUCAUGCUGUUAUCGAAACAGUCUCUGGCAAAAAUGAUCACUGACUGCAAUGAGAUGUUAACUGGUCCUUCAAGCUGAUCAUUUUAAACUAUGACACAGACUAUAGUAAUUAUGUUAACCAAGAGUUGCAAGGGAAAGAAUUGCAGCCACAUAUGCAGUUCCAGAGUAAAGUCAUCAUCUGGCAAUUUACACAAGAUAGUAUUUCUUCCCAAAAAGAAUGAA
Molecule: messenger RNA, 1394 nt
Organism: Pristis pectinata (smalltooth sawfish)
Lineage: Eukaryota; Metazoa; Chordata; Chondrichthyes; Rhinopristiformes; Pristidae
Product: kelch-like protein 9
Exons: 4
Coding region: 162-1001 (279 amino acids)
Molecular function (GO): protein binding
Source: RefSeq, a predicted model, not a curated record